CGGGGCCCGGAGAAUGGGGCGGGGCUCUCCGGAGCUGUCCGCGGGUCCGGUGCUGAAGUAGGCGCGGACGUGCGGUCCCCGACGCCUGUUGACCCUGAAGGCCAAGACCAUGGCGUUCAUGGUGAAGACCAUGGUGGGCGGCCAGCUGAAGAAUCUCACCGGGAGCCUGGGGGGCGGCGAGGACAAGGGAGAUGGGGACAAGUCAGCAGCCGAGGCGCAGGGCAUGAGUCGAGAGGAAUAUGAGGAAUAUCAGAAGCAACUGGUGGAAGAGAAGAUGGAGCGGGACGCACAGUUCAUGCAGAGAAAGGCAGAGCGGGCCACGCUGCGGAGUCACUUCCGAGACAAGUACCGUCUGCCCAAGAAUGAGACAGAUGAGAGCCAGAUCCAAAUGGCAGGCGGGGACGUGGAGCUGCCCCGGGAGCUGGCCAAGAUGAUCGAGGAGGACACGGAGGAGGAGGAGGAGAAGGCCUCAGUGCUUGGGCAGCUGGCCAGCCUCCCCAGCUUGGAUAUCAGCUCCCUCAAGGACAAGGCCCAGGCCACACUGGGAGACCUCAAGCAAUCCGCUGAGAAGUGCUACAUCAUGUGACCAUGUCCCCUGGGUUGGCCACUGGGACAGCCAGAGGGCUGGGUCCCCAUGAGGACUCAAUUUCAGGGACCUGUACCCCACUGGGGCUCUGUCCCUUGCCUCAGCUUGAUCCAUGCCCAAGCUGCCUCUGGUCUCUCCCUUUCCAUGGGAGCAAGUUCCCAUUCCUCACCCUGUCCUGUUGGACACUGCCCCCAAUCAGCUUGGGAGACCUCCAAGUCUGUAGGAAAGAGCUGGUCCUCUCUGGGUGUGGCCCCCUAACACAGAUGCACUUACAGGACACAAAACCUCUGGCGCACACAGACACACAUACCCCCUGUACCCAGCCCUUUGAAGCACUAGCCCCAGGUACUAUCAGGGAGGUCCCUGGGCAGCACCCUUAGCAGACAGGAGGCUGCAUUCCAGUCUACCUUUAUUCUCUUUCUGGCCUCAUCUUAUUGUCUGUAAAAUGGGAACAGACUGGGUGACUUCUAAGAGUCUGGCGUGGCAUCCCGGUCAUGUGGAGCUGAGCCCACAGCCCUCCUUGGGCAGGGAAACAGCUGCAAUUCAGCCUAUAGCAGCUACCACUCAGGCUCUGGAGCUGAGCAAUGCUGAGAGAGGCAGAGUGCCAAGGAUGAGGCUGGCACUGAGCAGUAGCCCAGGCAGCUCCAGGCCUCACUGGGCCCAGGGCCCAGCUAAGUUCUGUUCUGUUCCUGUAGAACUCUAUUUGGAUUCCAUAGCUGGAAUCUCCUCUCCCAGCUCAGUCAAAAAUAAAAAUUCCAGAUGACAUGGCCAUCUUCCCACUGCUUUCUGACCUUGAAUCUGGGAGCUCGUGGUCCCCAGAGCUUGCCCUUGGAGGGGUGUCCUCUUCCUCCUCACCUAUGACUUCAUAGGAGGGAGAGGACAUCAGUGCCAGAGGAUAUUGGUCUCAGCCUCUAUAGGAAGUUUAGACUCUUCCUUGGCAGGGUCCUUGGUAAGGGAGCAGCAGGUCCAGCCUGAGGCUCGGUGAACUAGGGUGGGUUCAGGGGCUGGGGUGGACAGGGCAGCCAGCUGGAUGGAGUUGUGUGUGGCAAAGUGGGGCAUAGGUGUGUUAUCUAAGGCCAUAGCUGUCUCUAGCCCUUGUGCUUAUAUCCAUCCCCAAGAUGCAUUGGAUACACAGAUGGAACCAGAGGACAGCAAAGCAAAAGUGCCCCAGCCCGGCAUGCUGUGUGGCUUUCUGCAGGUCCUCUCCCUCUCUGAGCCCACCCAGAAUAACAACGAUACUUAUUGC
Molecule: messenger RNA, 1832 nt
Organism: Fukomys damarensis (Damara mole-rat)
Lineage: Eukaryota; Metazoa; Chordata; Mammalia; Rodentia; Bathyergidae
Gene: Cplx3
Product: complexin 3
Exons: 3
Coding region: 110-586 (158 amino acids)
Biological process (GO): regulation of neurotransmitter secretion; synaptic vesicle exocytosis; neurotransmitter transport
Cellular component (GO): SNARE complex; terminal bouton
Molecular function (GO): syntaxin binding
Source: RefSeq, a predicted model, not a curated record